AUAGAGAGAGAAAGAGGAGAGAAAUUGAAAAGAAAAGGGCGCUCCUUUGCUCUCUCUCUCUCUCUCUCUCUCAUAGAAAUCAUGUGUUGAGCUAGAGCUCCAAGCAAUCAUAGCAAUCUCCAACCUCCAUUAAUAAACAAAACGAAGGAAGGAAAACCCAUAAAAAUCCCCACUGGAAAUGAUUCAAAUGAACCACUUCUUAUGGACAACUCACCAUCCAGAAGCCACCACCACUGCCUCCCAUUAACAAAACCCUCAUCAAACCUCAACCCAUUUGCGCUUUUGAGCUACUGGGUCUCAAAAUCCCUGAAAAAGCCAAGAUUCCCAAAUGGGUGUGUGUUGAAAAGCCCUGUUUCUUGGAGCUGCCCUGUUUUUGGGCAGAUUGAGGGGAUCAAAAUGGAGAGUAAUUUGAUUGAGGGAAGUGGGUUUAGAGAGAGCGAGGAGUAUAGUGAGUCCACUGAAGCGGGGAGCAGAGACAGCAGUUCGAGCACUGAGGCUUCGUCGAGCGAAGAGAAGCAGAGUUGCGAUGAGACUGAGGAAAUCUCCGAGGAGGUUGCUGACUUGGGUUGGCCAGUGAAGAAGAAUUCGGUUAAUGAGGAGAAAACCCUUGUUGAACAGGGGAAGAUCGAUAAGCCCAAGCCAAGUGUUUCAGAUACCGAUAUGAUGAAGGAGAGAUUUUCAAAAUUGUUGCUUGGAGAAGACAUGUCAGGGUGUGGGAAGGGUGUCUGCGCUGCAUUGGCGAUUUCGAAUGCCAUCACCAAUCUCUGUGCCACACUUUUUGGGCAACUUUGGAGGCUAGAGCCUAUUCCUCCUGAGAAGAAAUCUAUGUGGCAAAGGGAGAUGGAAUGCCUCCUCUGUGUUAGCGAUCACAUCGUUGAACUGAUACCUUCUUGGCAAACGUUUCCUGAUGGAAGCAAGCUUGAGGUCAUGACCUGCAGACCACGUUCAGAUCUGUUCAUCAAUCUCCCUGCCCUUCGUAAAUUAGACAACAUGCUCCUUGAAAUAUUGGACAGUUUUCAUGACCAAGAAUUUUGGUACGUUGAUCAAGGGAUUUUAGCACCAGAGACCGAUGGCUCAGCCUCUUUCAGGAGAAACUUUCAACGUCAAGAGGAGAAAUGGUGGCUGCCCGUGCCCCAUGUUCCUGCUGGAGGCCUUCAAGAGAGCUCAAGAAAGCAGUUGCAGCACAAACGAGAAUGCACGAACCAGAUCUUGAAGGCGGCAAUGGCCAUUAACAGCAAUUCUUUAGCAGAAAUGGAAGUGCCUGAGUCCUUUCUUGAUUCAUUGCCUAAGAGUGCCAGAGAGAGCCUUGGUGAUGUGAUACAUCGAUACAUCACCUCUGAUCAAUUCUCCCCUGAAUGCCUUCUCGAUUGCCUCGAAUUCUCCUCUGAACACCAAGCUCUAGAGAUUGCCAAUCGCGUCGAGGAGUCCCUUUACGUAUGGAGUAAAAAAACUGCAUCAAGAGCGAGAAACAAUGCAGAGAAGAGGGAGUUAUUUGCAGAUAGAGCUAAGAGCCUCUUGCUAUGCUUGAAGCAAAGGUUUCCUAGCCUUACACAAACCACACUGGACAUAAACAAAAUCCAAUUCAACAAGGAUGUUGGAAAAUCAAUUCUAGAAAGCUAUUCCAGGGUUUUGGAGAGCCUAGCGUUCAACAUUGUUGCUCGAAUUGAUGAUCUAUUAUAUGUCGAUGACUUAACUAAGCAUUCGAAUCCAUCUCCAUCGAUUAUGCCAGUGAGCUCGGUUCACAAAAGACUUCCAGUUCCUUAUUCAGUGAAUGUUUCGAGUAGUCCAUAUGCCAGUGCUCGUGCAACUCCAAGCAUUUCACCUAUGCCAUUGAUAAGCCCAGCUCGCGGGGAGAGGACCCCUUUUAUCACGAGAAAGGCUCAUAAUCGAGGUUUUGGAGUGAAGAAAGUUCUGACAGAUUAUUUGAAUGGUGAAGGGAGAGGGAAGAACAAUUGUAAUGUUGUUGAUAUUUCAGCGCCGAUUCAAAGAUGAAGGAACGGU
Molecule: messenger RNA, 2001 nt
Organism: Asparagus officinalis (garden asparagus)
Lineage: Eukaryota; Viridiplantae; Streptophyta; Magnoliopsida; Asparagales; Asparagaceae
Product: rop guanine nucleotide exchange factor 7-like
Exons: 7
Coding region: 202-1992 (596 amino acids)
Molecular function (GO): guanyl-nucleotide exchange factor activity
Source: RefSeq, a predicted model, not a curated record